Molecule: messenger RNA, 1974 nt
Organism: Helianthus annuus (common sunflower)
Lineage: Eukaryota; Viridiplantae; Streptophyta; Magnoliopsida; Asterales; Asteraceae
Product: polyphenol oxidase I, chloroplastic
Exons: 2
Coding region: 32-1816 (594 amino acids)
Biological process (GO): pigment biosynthetic process
Molecular function (GO): catechol oxidase activity
Source: RefSeq, a predicted model, not a curated record
ACCACAUUAUCAUGCACACCACCUCAACACCAUGUCUUCUCUCACAACAUCACCAGCCACAGCCACCGGAACCACCACCAAAACCUACUCUUCUUCCUUUACCACCACCUCCCCCACCGUCUCUUCUUGGCCACUAUUCUCAAAAACCUCCAAAAAAUGUGCCAUUCAGUCAUUAAAACACAAAGUCUCAUGCAAUGCCGGUUCUUCUGAAAACCUACUAAACAACCUCGAUCGUCGGAAUGUUCUUCUCGGUCUAGGUGGUCUUGCUGGAGCGGUGAACCUUACAUCGGUUCCCUCAGUUGGGGCGGCGCCUCUAGCCGCCCCUGAUAUAUCGAAAUGUGGGACGAACCCGCUUUCAGGGUUUAAGCCCGGGGAGAACACUCCUACAGGCGGAGAUUGUUGUCCCCCGAACUCUACUCUGAUUAAGGACUUUGAGUUUCCCACUAACCAGGCGUUUAAGGUCAGACCGGCGGCUCAUUUGCUUAGUGCUAAGUACAUUGCUAAGUUUAAUGAAGCGAUCAAACGUAUGAAAGCAUUGCCUGAGGAUGAUCCUCGGAACUUUUUGCAACAAGCUCAUAUUCAUUGUGCUUAUUGUAAUGGUGCGUAUACUCAGUCGUCCAGCGGCUUUCCGGAUAUCGAAAUCCAGAUUCAUAACUCAUGGCUGUUCUUCCCGUUCCAUCGAUGGUACCUUUACUUCUACGAAAGAAUCUUGGGCAGUUUGAUCGACGAUCCCACAUUCGCUCUACCAUUCUGGAACUGGGACACUCCUGCCGGGAUGACGAUUCCGAAAUACUUCAACGAUCCGAAAUCCGCACUCUUCGACACCAAACGAAACCAAGCACACUUAAAAGGCGUAGUCGACUUGGGCUACAACGGCAAAGACACCGACGCCACCGACAUCGAAAAAGUGAAAAACAAUCUCGCAAUCAUGUACCGCCAAAUGGUCACAAACGCCACCGACCCAACCGCAUUCUUCGGCGGCGAGUACCGGGCUGGAAAAGAACCUAUUUCGGGAGGCGGGUCGGUUGAGCAAAGCCCUCACACCCCGGUUCACAGAUGGGUCGGUGACCCGAGAGAACCAAACGGUGAAAACCUCGGAAACUUCUAUUCCGCAGGUCGUGACACACUCUUUUAUUGUCACCAUUCCAACGUUGACCGAAUGUGGUCGUUGUGGAAAAUGUUGGGAGGCAAACAUAAAGACAUAACCGACACUGAUUGGUUGAACACAUCAUUUGUGUUCUAUGAUGAAAACAAGAAUCUUGUUCGGGUCUAUGUUAAAGAUUGUUUGUUAACCAACCAACUGGGGUAUGAUUACCAAAGAGUUGACGUACCAUGGCUCAAAAGCAAGCCGGUCCCACGUGCACCAAGAUCCGGAGUCGCUAAAAAACUCAUUGGAAAGGUUAAAAAGUCAGACGACGUCGUUUUCCCGGUCAAACUUGACAAAACCGUGAAGGUUUUGGUCCCGCGAGCUAAGAAGUCGCGAAGCAAGAAGGAGAAGGAGGAGAAGGAGGAGAUAUUGAUCAUUCAGGGGAUAACUUACGACAGUGAAAAGUAUGUGAAGUUUGAUGUGUAUGUGAACGACGAGGAUGACGAUGAUGACGCUGCUCCGGAUCAGACUGAGUUUGCGGGAAGUUUUGCGCAGUUGCCGCAUAAACAUAAGGGGAAAACUUCGAGUAAGACCAACUUCCGGGCUGGACUUACGGAGCUGCUAGAGGAGCUUGAGGCUGAUGAUGAUGAGAACGUUUUGGUCACGGUGGUUCCGAGAUCCGGGUCUGAGGAUAUCACGAUUGAUGCGAUCAAGAUUAUCUAUGCUUAAGUUGAGGAUUUGACGACGUUGCAGGGGUUCAAUAAUUAUGUUAGGUUAGUUUGAGCCUUGAUUAGUGAUCAGGGUUUGUGUGUUUGGGUUAAAGUCCGAGGUUGUGUUAUGCAUGUCUCGGAUCCUAAAUAAAUGUCUGUUUGAUCAGUUGUGGUUAA